GCCCAUGGCCACGAGCACAGCCAACAAUCUCCAAAUAUAUGAGAACGCAUGUGAAAUGAGGCGCGCGAGCAUCACGUCACACGUUUGCAUGAUUCUCUGAGGAUGUCAGCUUCACGGAUGCGGCGAUUGAUGAGCGUUUCUGUCGCAGACUCAAACAGACGAUGAGAGUUGACACUUGCUUCUCUCCAGAGAUCCACGGCUCUUGGUGACAGCUCUUCCCACUAUGGGGCACUCAUGAAUGACCCAGGCGUCUGCUCGCUGCGGGCGGGAGUAUGUUGACUGCCUGUCAGCAUGACGCCGUUGGACUUGUGGCUGGCUCGCUCCAUCCCCAUGUGUCUGUUCCUACAGAGCCUGGUGCUCAUGGUCCUGUGCUUUCCGUCUGCCAGCACCUGCCCCAAGGGCUGCACUUGCCAGCGUUCCGAAAGCCCCCCUCACGGGCUCAACGUCACCUGUAGCCUAUCACGUUUGAAGGAGAUCCCACCUGAUGUCCCGCCAGACACUCAGCUGUUACAACUGGACCGAAAUCAUAUAUCGCUGGUGCCUGAUCGCAUCUUCCACGGCUUGAGGAUGCUCCGGAGGCUUAAUCUAUCCCAUAAUGCAGUGGAGACACUCGGGGAGGGGGCAUUUAUCGGUUUGGAGGGAUCUCUUGAAGUGUUGGAUCUGUCCCACAACCGCAUUACUAGCGUGCACAAGGAUGCAUUUGCACGCUUAAAGGCACGUGUGAUUGUGGACAAUAACCCUUGGCACUGUGACUGCGCCCUUCAGCAGGCACUCGGUGGCAUGGCGCACAAUCACGAGGCUGCCACACGCGUACUGUGCCGUAGUUCGGAGCUUAGGGACCAGGAGGGCCAGCCGUUUCUUGCCGUGGAUGCGGACUUGUGCAACCUUGCGAAGCGGACCACUGACUAUGCCAUGUUGGUGACCAUGUUCGGCUGGUUUGCUAUGGUUAUUUCGUACGUCGUUUACUAUGUACGGCAGAACCAGGAGGAUGCAAGACGGCACCUUGAGUACCUGAAAUCACUUCCGAGCAAACCCAAGAAACCGGACGAACCAGAGGACAUCAGCACGGUAGUGUGAUGUUGCAAAGUUAGAGGACUGUCAAACUGAUUGUCGUUUGGGGCGACCGACAAAGUGGCAAUUCUAGAGACAAAUUCCAGGAUGUUGAUAAAUUGACGCAAAUCGUUAAUGUCGUCUAACACACUACACCUGUCUUCUCUUUUUCCAAUGUGCUUUCCUGUUUCUGAGUAUGUAUUUAGAACACUUUGUGAUACACUUCCAACCCUGUGUCCUUUUGAGUAAGUCUAGUUGGCAUAAAGUUGUCCUUUAAAGUGGUUGAUACCCACCGUUCUAGUGAGCACCUUUCUUCAGGCAAAUUGACACGUAAUUUUCUAUUUAACUGUUCAGUUGAACCUGGUAACUAUCAAGCAAGACACAUCAUAAAGAGCGCCAAUUGCGCUAAUGACCAGUACAGGUAUUUUGAGAAAUUACAUCUCAGGUGCAAAUGUUGAUAGACUCCAAUAAUUUAUAAAAACCCUACAAAUGUUUUGUAAGACAAACAAGAAUCACGGCAUGUCAAAAAUGCACAUUAGCUUUGCGCACCGUUGUUUUAAAACAACGUAAUAUACCCUUUAUUAGCGAAAUAAUCUAAAACAAAUUGCUACAGGUUUGAUGCGGGACAUUUUUUCCAACAUUCAAAAACUACUAUUGUGAUCCUGUGCAUUUUUAUAUGAUUUGUGAAAUCUUAAAAUUGUGAUCAUUGAAUCGUAGAGCACAACAGUGCUGGUGUGGUGCAUGUCACGUGAUUCUUGGAACAAUAGUUGAGGAGUGUAGUCAAUACCUCCACCAAGUCUUUUGUCGGUGACGUUACUUGUGAGACUCUUUGUCUAUGUUGUACCUCACCAUGCGUAAAAAUGCUUGCAAGCCCUGUGCUAGUCAUUUAGCAUGUACUCUACGAAAUGGUUUCAAUGACUGAUGGGUAUUCGUGACCGAAAUUAACCUUGCAUUAAGUUCCACCCCUGAAACCAAACAGGCUCAAAUUUUGACGUCUGCAAUGCCUCUCCAAUUAAGAGGUAAAUUAUGUAAUCAAACCAGUUGAGGGCCGUCGACUUCCCCCAGUGCUCUGAGCAGUUGCAGCAGUGCUGCCAGCACUCACUGAUUUUAUUGUAUGUGUACGCUAAUGUGCCAGGCUAGCUGUGAGCAGAAAAUUACAGCUGUCACUCUGUUCCUGCCCUCAAUCUUAAAGCUGGCAGCCGAGUCCAGCAAAGCAAAGCCCCAGGAGGACCAGAGGAGAGACGGCAGGAGAAGAGAGAGGAAUUAAAAAACAAGACAUUGGUUUAGAUCAAUCUGCAUGGAAAGGAAAUCAGGGUCCUUGUAAAAGUAGUGUGGUGGUACCAUGGUAUAGUAAUGGUUUCAGAUAGCAAUACCAUGGCACUGAAUGUUUUUUUAUAUCUUGGUAUUGACUUGGUAAUUCAAGGUGCUUCAAAGAAUACCAUAGUAUUAACAUGGUACAUGCAAAAAAAACAUGGUAAUACCAUGGUGAACUUAGAUAUAACCAUAUAUUAAAUUGUCAACUGUUGUACCAUUACGAUGGUACAUGUUUGAAAUACCAUGGUACCGUGCCCCCACCCACAAUAUUUACUUUUUUUGGUUAGUGUCACUUCAUCUUUUGUGUUUCAUCAAAUGCAUUUUCAGAGCCUUUUUAACAAUAAUUAAUUUCGAAGGUUGGCGCAGUAGUAAUUAUGACAGAUAUAACAUUGGUUCAUCAGAAACAUUAGGAAAACAUUUAAAAGAUUCCACAGAUUCGACACCGCUUGCCAUUUGCCAGAAGGUACCUGAAAUCCCUUUAAAGAAUUGUGUUUGAAUGUACUUAUGUAGUGUGUUGCCUUGUCUAACGGCGCUUGUACUACAUGUUUUAUUGUGCUGCAGAUGAAAGAGCUGUUUACAAUUCUAACUCCACAGAAAACACGCUGUAGCCAAGGACACGGAGAGAGAUUUUUAAGUGCCUGAAAUACUCGUCUAUCAGUCUUUUAUUCUUCCAGAUACCAGUAAAUUUGCUUUGAAACAUUUCGUUCAGUCUUGCCUAACUCACGUCUACCGGCCCUGAAAUGGGACACGACUUUAUUGCACAAAGAUAAAGGAAAAACUAUUGAAGUUAGUAUUGGGAAAAUGUGUUUUGGUGUUUAAAGUGAGGCUGAUAUGUGAGGUUGUUAUUACUGUUGUGUUAACGCCCUUUCACAUGAGUCACAUCAAGGCUUAAACGUACCUUUCGAGACUAGUGUCAAUCACCGCUUUGACCUCCACAUUAAAACUGUUGUAGAAGACUUCACGGAAGGGCAGUUUUCAGUAACAAGAAAGAAUGGAAUGUACGCAAUAGUGAACAUAGUAAAAGCAAAUGAUUUUGAUUGGUUGUUAUCAUGUCGUUUACUUUGCUGGAAACUUGUCGCCUGGUUUGGACACCGAAUAUCCUUUCUAAUAGAUGCUUUGCUCCAUAAAGUUCAGGGCACUGUAACGUUGACGUGAAUCAUGUUAAUGGGCUUUUCUGGAAAGUAAAGUAUAGGGCAAAGUUGCGGCAUGUUUUUCUCAUGUUAUUUAUGUUUGUAUGUUUUGUUUAGGUAAUUCUUUUAUGUUUGUGUGCAAUUAUUUGGCUUGGAAAACAUGAAACAUUCAAAAGUUACUUAUUGUGAAUAUGUAAAACUGGACAGCAACUAAUGGUUCAUUACAUUGUAAAAGCAUGAUGUAGAGAAAAUGAAAUAAAAGA
Messenger RNA from Xyrauchen texanus (razorback sucker), 3757 nucleotides. Its product is annotated as leucine-rich repeat-containing protein 3B. The record is from RefSeq and is a predicted model, not a curated record. NCBI's taxonomy places the organism in Eukaryota, Metazoa, Chordata, Actinopteri, Cypriniformes, Catostomidae. Bases 292 to 1077 code for a protein of 261 amino acids. The transcript has 2 exons. Gene Ontology annotation, molecular function: protein binding.